CCCAGCAGCAGCAACCCCAGCUCCAGGCCCUCCCGCAGCAACACGAUCUUAGCUACGACAACUACAGUCCCCGUGCUUACGAGGCAAAGCGUCCAGCGCCAAUCAGCCAACAGCAGCAGCAGCAGCAGCAGCAGCAUCAGCAGAUCCCCCAUGCCUCUCACAUCCCAAUGUCUCCGCUCCCCCAGCAGGCUCAGCACCAGCAGAUCCCGCAGCGCCAUGGCAGCAUACCCCAUUCGACCAGCACCGGCUCCACAUUCAACUUUGACCCUCUCGAUAACUCAGACAUGACCAGCGUCGCUUCGACCUCGCCUGCUGGCGGCCAUAUUGGCAAGAAGCAAAAACUGAGCCCGUCUAUGCCGAUCAACAAUACCCCUAUGGCCAUCCACUCUCCCCAGCCCCUCCCUCCACAGCAGUUGCAGCAGCAGAUGCCCAUGCCUCAGAUGCAAAUGCCGCCUCAGCAGCAGCAACAGCAGCCCCAGUCUUUACAGCAACCACAGCAUCACCAGCAGCAACCGCAGCAGCCUCAGCAACAACAACCUCAACAGCAACCUCAGCAGCAGCAACAGCAGCAGCAGCCUCCGCCUCCGCCACAGCAGCAGCAGCAGACCAACGGCGCACACGGACAGGUUCCGCCCAAGCGAAAUCCCCAGGCGCGAGCAACCACCUGGUCAAAGUCUGAAGAGGAGCGGUUGCGUGUUCUUGUCGAGUGCGGCACAAAAUGGCAAGCAAUAACCAAAGAAUUCCCAAAUCGAACGGCGGGUGCGAUCAAGAAGCACUACUACGCCGACAUGAAACACACGACCUGGAAUCCGGAAGAAGACACGAAGCUCGCGGAUGCGGUUAAAGAGGACGAAGAGAACAAGUGGAAGCGCAUUGCUGAUAAAGUCGGAAAGCCGGCAAAGGCGUGUGAAAAGCGUAUGAAGGAGCUCGUCAAGACUCAGGCUCCUUCUUCCGUCUCUCUCCACCAGCUACCUCCGCCUAUGGCUGCGCAACAGCAGCAAAUUGUCCAGCAGGCUCCCCAGCAGAUGGCUGUCCAGCAGCAAGCACAGCCUCAGUCUCAGCAGCAGCCGGUGCCUAUGCAACCAAUCAUGCAGGGAGGCCCUCCACCGACAAGAGUAUGAGAAUGAAAUCAAUUUUUCUUUCUGUUUUACUCAUUUGCGUUUGUAACUUCUUUGAGCUUAUAUUUCGCUGUGUGCAGUAUGGUCUUGAUGACUUGACUGCAGUUGUACGAUACGAACAUCAGGUUGUGAAUGGUUUUGAUUCAUUUGAUGCAUUGUUCUAAUUUUGCUUUUUGCUUUUUGAUUCCUGCUUUUUUGUCAGCUUGUUUGAUUUGUUAUCCCACUUUGAUCUUCAUGUACAGAUCUCGGCGGUGUCGCGUUUGUUUACCGACGCGUCGCUGAUAGUGGCUGAUUCAUGUCUGUUUGCUCACAACCGGGCAAACGCCGAUUCAAAAAUGGGUCGCUGAUAGUGGCUGAUUCAUGUCUGUUUGCUCACAACCGGGCAAACGCCGAUUCAAAAAUGGGAAGGGGUUGUUUGAUUUUCUUCGUGUCUAUAGAUGUAACAAUAGCUCACUUAUCUUACUCAUAUAUAAAGAAUACAUAUCCACAA
This is a messenger RNA of Myxozyma melibiosi, 1608 nucleotides long. RefSeq lists its product as uncharacterized. Gene Ontology annotation, biological process: snRNA transcription by RNA polymerase III; snRNA transcription by RNA polymerase II. The record is from RefSeq and is a predicted model, not a curated record. Gene Ontology annotation, molecular function: RNA polymerase II cis-regulatory region sequence-specific DNA binding; RNA polymerase III type 3 promoter sequence-specific DNA binding. Lineage: Eukaryota; Fungi; Ascomycota; Lipomycetes; Lipomycetales; Lipomycetaceae. The transcript has a single exon. The coding region runs from base 168 to 1121 and encodes 317 amino acids. Gene Ontology annotation, cellular component: snRNA-activating protein complex.